This is a messenger RNA of Cryptococcus deneoformans JEC21, 2230 nucleotides long. Its product is annotated as biotin transporter, putative. Gene Ontology annotation, molecular function: transmembrane transporter activity. The transcript has 13 exons. Lineage: Eukaryota; Fungi; Basidiomycota; Tremellomycetes; Tremellales; Cryptococcaceae. Gene Ontology annotation, cellular component: membrane. The record is from RefSeq and is a predicted model, not a curated record. Gene Ontology annotation, biological process: transmembrane transport. Bases 617 to 2143 code for a protein of 508 amino acids.
AUUCAACGCACUGAACAGCAAAAACAUUCUAUUAAUGAGACCCGCUCAACGGACAAAAAUGGACUAUAAACCAUCAUUAUCUCCCCUGGAACGCCGAUCACGCAUUCCAAUCGGCAAUGACAAUGGAAUUUGUUAUAUAUAUUUGAUAAAUUUACAACCUACUAUGUCCAUUCUUACUCUUCUCUCUCCCCUUCUCUUCAAGCUUUUUCGCGCAUCCAGCCCCCAAUAACCAACAAUGAUCAGACGUCAUACCCCAGAUAGGCAGAUUCCCAUUGGAAGCUAGUCAUAACUGGCAGCGCGUAAUAAGGGGAAUUUUUCAAGGACGCUUCUUUGGCGCUUGACUGAAACUAAUUUGACUGUCGCGAAAAGGUUCUGACGGACAACCGAAAGACAUUAAGUAUAUGUCCGACAUGGCGUGAUUAACGGUUGUUCCAAAAGCUCCUAGUUGCUUUUAAUCGAUUUCUUAUAAAAGACAUAUGGAGGAAGAUCAAUUGGACAAAGUCCACCGUUUCGCCCAUCGUUCAUUGUUGGAAACAAAGCAACAAAUAGCAAGUCAUUUGUUGGGUCAGCGACAAGCUAUUGAGGAAAGUUUAAAAGAGAAGACAAGGUUAGCAAAAUGGGUUUCAUCAAGAAUGCAAGGAAGAACAAGAUUGUGAACGUCAUAGUUGAUGUUUUUGACUGGUAUCCUGCACACUACAGCCAGAAGGAAAGGAAACUUCUCCGUAAACUCGAUAUCAACAUUCUCAUUUUUGCGUGUUUGAGUUUCUUCUGUAAAUACCUUGAUCAAACAAAUAUCACAAAUGCCUAUGUAUCCGGUAUGGAGGAAGAUAUCAAAGCAGGGGGAAAUGACUUGAAUUACUUCAACGUUGCUUAUUAUACUGCUUAUGUUGUCGGCCAAAUACCUCUCAUUUCGUUACAGUCUAAGCCUGCUUUGGCACCUUGGCUCCUUCCUUCAAUGGAAAUUAUCUGGGCCAUCCUCACAUUCUGCCAAGCUCGAGUGUCCAAGCCAUGGCAUCUUUAUCUCCUCCGAGCUCUUUUGGGUUUCUUUUCCGCUCCCAGUUUUGGAGGCACACAUUUAGUCCUUGGCUCCUGGUAUCGAAAAGAGGAGCUUUUCAAGAGGGCUGGCGUCUGGUUCACAGGUAAUUUCAUUGGUAGUGCUGUUGGUGGUUAUAUCCAAGCGGCGGCAUACAAGAACCUCAACGGUGUUUAUGGCCUGGCUGGAUGGAGAUGGCUUUUCAUUUUAACCGGUGCUAUCACUCUUCCCGUUUCUUUUAUUGGGUUCGCCCUUUUUCCCGGAUUGGUAAACAGCAAAAGGCGAUGGUGGUUUACCGAGGAAGAACACGAGCUUGCCACAACCCGUUUGACGCACGACCAUGGAGCCGAUAAUGGCGUGAACUUGCAGACUAUCAAGAACGUCCUCAGGAAGCCAAUGAUUUGGAUCUGCGUUCCCUCCUAUGUCUGCCUGGUGCUUGCCUCUUACUGGACAGGCUAUAUGUCUCUUUGGUUGAAGGCCGACACCAAUUACUCGGUUGAACUCAUCAACGUUCUUCCUACGUUCGUGUACAUUGUUUCAGCAUUGUCUUCUUGGAUCGGGACUACGCUGGCUGGCGCGAUCAACAUCCCAUCUUUGUGGACAUUACAAGCAUUCGGUAUGAUAUUCCCUGCCAUUCUUAUGUGUAUCUGGAACAUUCCAAAUGGCCUCAAGUUCUUUGCUUUCUACUUCUCAGGUCUUUCUCAGAUGGGUUCGCCCAUCUUCUAUUCGUGGAUAAAUACCACUCUACGAUCCAGCCCGGCCGAGCGAAGUUUGAUUAUCAGCUCGUGUAUGACCAUGGGAUAUUGUUUCUAUAUUUGGGUACCUCUGUUUACUUUCCCCACUGUCGAAGCGCCAGAAUGGAAGCAUGGCUAUCCACCAACAGUGGUCUUUGCUUUUGUGCAAUACAUCCUUGUACUCUUCGGUAUGUGGUAUAUGAACCGAAAUUCGGCUGUGCAGGAGAAUCCCGAGAGCCCAGAUAUUGGGUUGAGUUACAGUAGAUCAGAAGAGAGUUCUGUUUCUGAGAAAGACGAGAAGAUAGACCCAUUGGUAGAAUGGGAGGCAGAGGCAGUGAAUCAAGCUGGUAAACAAACAUCGCGGGUUGGGGCUUAACAAAUCGUGAAAGACGUAAUAUUCUUGUAACCCUCGGGCAUACUAUAAGUAAAAGGGCACCAAAACCCAUUAUGCAUUUAUACUUCA